Suillus subaureus is the source of this 231-nucleotide messenger RNA. RefSeq lists its product as uncharacterized. The transcript is spliced from 2 exons. The coding region runs from base 1 to 231 and encodes 76 amino acids. Lineage: Eukaryota; Fungi; Basidiomycota; Agaricomycetes; Boletales; Suillaceae. The record is from RefSeq and is a predicted model, not a curated record.
AUGACUUUGAAGCGCUGGGCACUGGCAAUGGAGGAGUACAAUCGCCAUCUCAUCAAGAAAACGGGCCAGUCAGUCAUCCAGAAGAACCCGCAGGCCCUCCUGCAUGCACUGGGUGACAUUGAGCCCAAACUGAUGAACUGCAUCAUCAAAGAUGAGUAUACCUCAAAGAGGAACAAUGAGACAUUUUGGUGCCAUCAUUGGCCUGUCAUGCCCCUCAUCAAGGAAGAGUGA